Molecule: messenger RNA, 12752 nt
Organism: Nelumbo nucifera (sacred lotus)
Lineage: Eukaryota; Viridiplantae; Streptophyta; Magnoliopsida; Proteales; Nelumbonaceae
Gene: SYD
Product: P-loop containing nucleoside triphosphate hydrolases superfamily protein
Molecular function (GO): histone binding; ATP binding
Source: RefSeq, a predicted model, not a curated record
UUUACCUCUAUCAUGGUUGCCGACGUUUUUAUCCGGAUCUACGGUUAGGAGUCUUUUAGUUCAUACAUUUGUGGUAGCUCGGCUUACACGGUUGCUUUAACAUUUCUCAAUAUUCCCACAUCUCCGUCAUUCCUGAGUAGACAGAGGGAGAGCGGGGGACUUCACCCGCAACCUAACGAGUUCUAAUGAGAUGGCGUCCUCGCAUCAUGUUGAAAUGGAGGCAGCGAAGUUUCUUCACAAACUUAUUCAGGAAUCAAAAGAUGAGCCUGCGAAGUUGGCAACUAAACUUUAUGUGAUAUGCCAACACAUGAAACUGAGCGGGAAAGAGCACUCUUUGCCAUAUCAAGUAAUAUCCAGGGCCAUGGAAACUGUUAUCAAUCAACAUGGUAUUGAUAUUGAGGCAUUGAAAUCAUCACGCCUUCCUUUGGCUGGUGGAACUCAAAUAGGGGACCCUGGAAAUUCAAAGGUGAUGGAAAAGGAAACAACUGAUAAUACACCAUCUAUAGGUGCCAGUGAUGUAUCUUUUAGAAGUGGAACUUCCAGUGCAUGGCAUCCUGGAUCAAGUAGUAAAACCAAGGAAGUUGUUUAUGGAGGAUCUAGCCAGGGGGUUGGGGCUUUAAAAGACUCUAAAACAAGUUUAGUUGACAAUGAGAUUCCCAAGCAUGAGGCAACUAUUCUAAACAGGCCACCUGUUGGUCCAAGCAGGAUGGAAAAUGUUGGACAUGAUCUUCAUCAGGGGUCUCUAUCUCAGAGAAGUGCCAAGUUAUUUGAUCAUGAAAGUCCAUCCAGUAUGGAUACUAGAUCAGGAAACUCACAGGAAAGGCGUGAUACGGCAAUGCUUGAUAAACAAGGACUUCAGAAAGAUACUAAAAAAGGCAGUUCUAAGAGGAAGAGAGCAGAUUCAACAUCAUCUGUUGAAGCACAUACAGAUUACGCCCAGCAGCUAGAUACUUCCAGUGCUGGAUUCACUCCAAGGAAGGGGAAGCCUAUGAACAAAGGUGAUUUAGAUCCUUCCCAGAACAGUAGUCACGGGGAACAUCUCUCACCUUUAUCUGGUGGCAUGGGAUCGGUGUUUAGAGCAAAGCAAGAAAAUCAGAAUUUACAUGAUAUUCUCAGUUCUAGGGGUCUCUGGAAUCAGAGUAAAGGGGGGUUACAAUCUGAAAAUUCUCAUGGCUCUAGGAUUUCUCCUAAUGUUGUUCCAAGUUCAACAGGAGAAAUUUCUAUGUCCCACUUAUCAACUCCAUCUCUUGCAGGAAGCAAAGAAGCUGUUAAUAGUAGAAAUGAGCAGAAGCAUAACAUUUAUGACUCCAAGCUGUCUGAAAACCAGACCUUUGACUAUUCUGCCCAGUCUUCUGAACAUGGGGGUCCUGGAAGACCCCCAGGACCAAUAAAUAGUAGUAUCUUGCAGGGUGCGACUGCAAUAUCAGGUGGUUGUGGCAAGGUUCAUGGAGGCAUGCCUGGUGCUUUUAGUUCAUAUGCAAUGGCAAAACAGGGUUUAUCUCCUCCAAUACAAUUCAACAAUUCCUCAUUUGAUGGUCAUGAUUUGGCCUCAAAGUUGCACAAGGAAAGAAGCAUAGAUACUGCAUCCGUUUCACAGUUGGCACAAAGAAGCAACGAUAGAAUGUCUAUUGAAACUUCCAUGAAAGGUCCUGCAAUGGAUAUCUCCUCUAAAUAUUUUGUUGAUUCUGAACAUAGAAAGCAUGGGUUUAUGAAAGAUGAAAUGCCAAGCACUUCUGAGAAAGGUGUGGAAGCACAAUUGUUUUCAGCUACUCGAGGGGAGGAAACAUCAACAUCUUUAUCAGCUGGAAAGGUUGUAGAGCAGGAUGGAGGCAUUUCACAUACACCAUCCAAUAUAUCUAAGAUGGUUCAGGGUGCCGAGUCAAACAGUAAUGUGGAAAUGAUCUCAGUUCGAAGUGGAGCUCCUAGGAAUACGGGAAAAAUUCUGGUACAUGAAUCUCCUGCUAGCUCUUCCAUGCCCUUUAAGGAACAACAUUUGAAACAACUCAGAGCUCAGUGCCUUGUUUUUCUGGCAUUCAGAAAUGGUUUGGUGCCUAAGAAAGUUCAUCUUGAUUAUGCUCUUGGUGGCAUCACCCCUAAAGAAGGUGUUAGUGUAGAUGGGGCCCGCAGAGAAUUGAAUGAUGCUAGGGGAAAAGAGCUAUCUUCAAAAGAGCCAACUGGCAAUAAUGAAGUUGGGGCUGCGUCUGGAAGAUCAAAUGAUAUCAGGGAAACUGAAAGGGUUGCUCCAGGUUCCUCCUCUACAGGAAGUUUAAUAGAAACUGACUCCUUGUCCAAAGACAUGGAGAACCAAAUGAUGGUGAAGGGUAAAAAGGGUCCACCAUCUGACUGGGCUGCAUUUGCAGAAGAAAGGAAACGGCUUUUAGCUGCAAGAAGAAAAACUGAGGCUGAAAUGCAAACCCAGGAGGUGGCAGAAUCACAAGGGGCAGUAUCUAUGAUAUUGGAAUCUGAUUCUGCGAGGAAUGGUGGAAGGUUUUCAGCUGAGAAUAAUCAUGAAAAAGGUGAUCCCGACAAUAGCCAUCGGUUAUUUGGAAGAGCAAACCAGAUUAGCUCUUCUGUCCUGGGGGUAAAUAGACAGCAGAAGCCUGAGAUUACCAGUUGGACCGGAAUUGGAAGCCAUAAUGAGGCUCCUAGGGCAACACUAACAUCCUCAGCUGUUCUGCAUGAACAAUUGUCAGAAAGGGUUGAUAUUUCUCUAAACCAGUCUCAGAUUCCAGUUAAUGGCGAUAGAGUGAACAAAUUUUUGAAGGCAGACUCUCCUGUUAUGCAAACAAAUCAGCAUGCAGAUAAAUAUGCUUCAGCUUUUCCAUUAAAAGAGCAGAUUAAACCUUUUUCAGGGAAGGAUAUUGAGCCUCAAACCACAAUGCCUUUGAAGGAUGUCAGUCAGUUAAGUUCACAUGUAUUGCAGGGAGAGAAUGCUACUUCUAAAAUGGAGCCUGUUGUUUUUAAUAGCUUUAUGGAUUCUUCAGUCAGUGGUGGAAAUAGUUGUACAAGUGAUCAGAGGGUUUCUGAGGGCCAAAUGCAACGAACUUUAGAAGUAUGCAAGAUGGUUACCCCCAAUGAGACACUAAAAUAUGGGAAUUCAGUUACAAUGUUGGACAAGAGUACAGAACUGGAAGAUGAUGAGAACUUAAGUUCAGCUGACAUGCCACCUUCUCCAAAGUACACCACUUCGGAGAAAUGGAUUACGGAUCAGCAAAAAAGAAAACUUCUUGAAGAGCAAACUUGGGCACUAAAACAGAGGAAGAUGGAGGAAAAAAUAUCUGCAUGUGUUGAUAAACUAAAGGAAACUGUGAGUUCAUCUGAAGAUAUUUCUGCCAAGACAAAAAGUGUCAUUGAACUGAAAAAGCUUCAACUGCUCGAGCUUCAACGCCGUUUGCGGAGUGAUUUUCUGCAUGAUUUCUUCAAACCUAUUGCAUCUGACAUGGAGCGGUUGAAAUCAAUUAAGAAACAUAGGCAUGGACGGCGGUUGAAACAGCUCGAAAAGUUUGAACAGAAAAUGAAGGAGGAGCGGCAGAAGAGAAUUCGUGAGAGGCAGAAGGAAUUCUUCAGUGAAAUAGAAGUUCACAAGGAGCGAAUGGAAGACUGGUUUAAAAUUAAGAGGGAACGUUGGAAGGGUUUCAAUAAAUAUGUAAAGGAGUUCCAUAAGAGGAAGGAAAGGAUACAUCGUGAGAAGAUUGACAGAAUCCAGCGUGAGAAGAUUAACCUCUUAAAGAACAAUGAUGUGGAAGGUUAUCUACGAAUGGUUCAGGAUGCAAAAUCAGAUCGUGUCAAGCAAUUGCUCAAGGAGACAGAAAAAUAUCUUCAGAAGCUGGGUGCUAAACUACAGGACGCAAAGGCCAUGGCAAGGCGUUUUGAGAUGGAAAUGGAAGAGAACCGAGCUGCAAAUGUUGUUGAAAAAAAUGAGAUUCCUGCUGAUAAUGAAGAUGAGAGUGACCAGGCUCAGCAUUAUCUGGAAAGCAAUGAAAAGUACUAUAUGAUGGCUCACAGUGUAAAAGAAAGCAUAGCAGAACAACCAACUUGUCUUCAGGGUGGAAAACUGAGGGAGUACCAAAUGAAUGGCCUUCGGUGGUUGGUUUCGUUAUACAAUAAUAACUUGAAUGGGAUUCUUGCUGAUGAGAUGGGUCUUGGUAAAACUGUUCAGGUUAUUGCUCUAAUUUGUUACUUAAUGGAAACCAAAAAUGACAGAGGACCCUUUCUGGUGGUAGUACCAUCAUCUGUUUUACCUGGAUGGGAGUCAGAGCUUAGCUUCUGGGCACCUGGUAUAAAUAAAAUAGCUUAUGCUGGUCCUCCAGAGGAGCGUCGCAGAUUAUUCAAAGAUAUGAUUGUCCAUCAGAAAUUUAAUGUCCUUCUGACAACAUAUGAGUACUUGAUGAACAAACAUGAUCGGCCAAAGUUAAGCAAAAUACAAUGGCAUUACAUUAUAAUUGAUGAAGGUCACCGCAUAAAGAAUGCUUCCUGCAAACUGAAUGCAGACUUAAGGCAUUAUCAGAGCUAUCAUAAAUUGCUGUUGACUGGAACACCUCUGCAGAACAAUCUUGAUGAGCUGUGGGCACUACUUAACUUCCUCUUACCAAACAUUUUCAACUCAUCAGAAGAUUUUUCUCAAUGGUUCAAUAAACCAUUUGAGAGUAGUGGUGAUAAUUCACCUGAUGAAGCUUUACUAUCCGAGGAGGAGAAUCUAUUGAUUAUAAAUCGUCUCCACCAAGUUCUUCGGCCCUUUGUGCUCCGUAGGCUGAAACACAAGGUUGAGAAUGAACUGCCUGAGAAGAUUGAAAGACUUGUAAGAUGUGAAGCUUCUGCUUAUCAAAAGCUAUUGAUGAAGAGAGUAGAAGAUAAUCUUGGUUCAAUUGGAAAUUCAAAGGGCCGAUCGGUGCACAACUCUGUGAUGGAAUUACGUAAUAUAUGCAAUCAUCCGUAUCUCAGCCAACUUCAUGCAGACGAGGUUGAUAGUUUUAUACCUAAGCAUUAUCUUCCACCAAUUGUUAGACUUUGUGGAAAGCUUGAAAUGUUGGAUCGAUUGCUACCCAAGCUAAAAGCAACUGAUCACCGGGUUCUCUUUUUCUCUACAAUGACAAGACUGCUUGAUGUAAUGGAAGAAUAUCUCCACUGGAAGCGUUACAAGUAUCUUCGGUUAGAUGGACAUACUUCAGGAAAUGAACGUGGAGCUCUUAUUGAAGAGUUCAACCGACCUGAUUCUCCUGCUUUUAUAUUUUUGCUCAGUAUUCGAGCUGGGGGUGUUGGAGUGAAUCUCCAAGCUGCUGAUACUGUUAUCAUUUUCGACACUGAUUGGAAUCCACAGGUUGACCUGCAAGCUCAGGCAAGGGCUCAUAGGAUUGGUCAGAAGAGGGAUGUACUUGUUCUGCGGCUAGAGACGGUUCGGACUGUAGAAGAACAAGUUAGAGCUGCAGCUGAGCACAAACUGGGAGUUGCUAAUCAGAGCAUUACCGCUGGUUUUUUUGACAACAAUACUAGUGCAGAGGAUCGAAGGGAAUAUUUGGAGUCCCUCCUAAGGGAGUGCAAGAAAGAAGAGGUUGCCCCAGUUUUAGAUGAUGAUGCUCUCAAUGACCUUUUAGCACGCAGUGAGUCCGAACUGGAUGUUUUUGAAUCAGUUGACAGACAAAGGCGGGAAGAAGAGAUGGCAGCAUGGAAGAAUUUGGUGCAGGAACAGGAUAAAGAUUGUUCUGAAUCUUUACCCCCCAUGCCUCCACGUCUGGUCACAGAUGAUGACUUACUGACAUUCUAUAAAGCUAUGCAGAUAUUUGAUGCAUCUAAUGUACCAGCAAAGCGGAAAAGUGAAUAUCUUGGUGGGCUUGAUACCCAACAGUAUGGCAGGGGCAAACGGGCCAGAGAGGUACGCUCCUAUGAGGACCAGUGGACAGAAGAAGAAUUUGAAAAGAUGUGUCAGGUGGAUUCUCCUGAAUCCCCCAAACCCAAGGAAGAAAUAAUUGAAGGGAAUGUGGCAACAGAAACCAGUGGAUCUAAAGCAGUCGUAGGGACAACAGAACCACUGACUUCUGUACCACCGCCACCUCCAUCCACAGAGCAGCCACAGGUACCAGGUAAAGAGCAACCACCAGCAUCCAGACGAGGACGGGGUAGGCCAAAAAGAGCAACAGCAGAUAUUUCAGUAUCUCCAGGGAUUGUUUCCACUCCUGAGAGUACAAGCAAACUGAAUAUGGGACAGAAAACAGUGGUUCCAAGUUCCACUGCCACCCUUACCCCUGAUGGUUCGGUUCCAUUCUCUACUACCACUGCUAUCCCAGAUGGUUCAAUUUCAAGUUCCACUGUUACCCCUGCUUCUGGUGGUUCAAUUCUUAGUUCCACUCCAGCCCCUGUCUGUGAUAGUUUUCCUGGUUCUGUUACUGUCAGGAGUCUGAGUGGAACCACACAACCAGGAUUAAGCUUAAGCACUGCCCCUGGUUCUUUAAUCACUACUCCUAUUCCAUCUGCUCCCAUGCCAAUUAAGGGACAAAACAGGAAGACUCAAAGUGGAUCAGAAGCACCUCGUCGUAGGGCAAAGAAACAAACUUCUGGAUCAUCAUCAGUUGGCCCUGAUAUUAGUCCCAUUUCAAGAAUGCCAAAGGAAACAAGUCUAGCAACAGAUAGCUCUCUAACUUCUUUCACACAAGAAAAGCAAAAGGCAGCAAGCAGAUCACCUGCAAUUACAAAUCCACCUGCUGUUGUUGGCCCUGAAACCAACCCAAUUUCAAGAAUUCCAAAGGAUAUAAGCAUGGUAUCUGAAAGUUAUCCAAAUUCUACUUUUGCCAUACCAAAUGUUGUAAGUAGACCACCUGGAACGUCGAAUACGGCUACUAUUGUUAGUUUUGAGGUUAACCCAAUCUCAGGAUUACAGAAGUUAGUUGAAUUGGUUCCAGUUCGAACUACAAUUCCGACCUUUGUUCAAGAUAAAUAUACAAGUGUGGUCCCUGGCCUGGACAAAAAGGAAACUGAAAGUAAAGUUGAGAAAAAACCCAAUUCUAUUGGGGCCACCACUACUACAGCAAGAAAAGAUAGCGUGGAACCCAGAAAGAAUGAUGGCCUGAAGGGCAGCAUGUUGUAUGCAGGACAAGAGCACAAGGUUGACCAAACAUCUGCACCUGUUGUGUCCACAUUGGCACAAGAUUUGAGGGAAAGGAGGUCCCUUCGUAUGGGGUCCAUAGAUCAUCAAAAAUCAACUGAAAAACCAGAAUCUGCUUCUGCCCUGAGUGUGCAGAAAACUGUACCUGUUUCUGAUGCCUCAAAAGUAGCAACUUCAGGUAAUAUAAGAGGUGAUGGAGAUAAAACCCUGGGUCAUCCUACCGUCAAGCCAGUUGGAUUUGCUACAGGCCAAGGCAACAUUCACACUGCCAAUGCAUCAAGUUUGAGCACCCAGGACACAAGGAGAGAAAUUCCUUCGAUCCCUGCUCCAUUGCGUCAAACUAAAUCUUCUGCAGAGAAAGAUAAGUGCAAAUCAUCUGUUCCUGCUAAGAGGGGUUCUAGAAAGAAAGACUUAAGUGCUCCCAAUAAUAAACCAGCUGCUGUUGUGAUGAAUGAUGCUUCAAACAUCAUUGAGACAAUACCGACAGCACAUUCAACCUUGGUUGGCCCGUUGGUGGCUGAAAGCAAUAGGAGCACUAAGAAAGCCAGCACUGUUAGAGAUAAACAGGAUAUUACUGCAAAGAAAAUGCGCAGUGUAGCCCCUGAUGUGGCUUGUCAAACCAAUUCUCUUGUUGUAGUAUCUGAUCAAAAGCCAAGUGCAACUGAUAAAUUGGAACUUUCUUCCCAAACCAGCCAGCAAGUGGGUCCUUCAGUAUUGCAGGAGAAUAUUCCCAUGUCCAUAGAGAGGAACUCUGCUGCCAUAGAAGCCAGUGGACCAGGAAAUGUCACCCCUGAGAAAGAUAAGAUCAGCCCUCCUGAUGUCCCAACUGACAAGAGUGCAACCUCAACUGAGAAUUCAAAUAUUUCUGCUCAAGACAAGCAGCUGACUCAGUCAGCAGUAGGGAGGAACUCUUCAGCCAGAGAAGCCAGUGGACCAGGAAAUGUCACCCCUGAGCAAGAUAAGAAGAUUACUCCUCUUGAGGUCCCAACUGACAAGAGUGCAACCUCAACCGAGAAAUCAAAUAUUUCUUCUCAAGACAAGCAGCUGACUCAGUCAGCGGUAGAGAGGAACUCUUCAGCUGGUGAAGCCAGUGGACCAGGAAAUGUCACCCCUGAGCAAGAUAAGAAGAUCAGUCCUCCUGCAGUCGUAACUGACCAGAAGCUAAAAUCUACUGAGAAAUCAAAUAUUUCUGCUCAAGACAAGCAGAUAUCUCGGUCAGCAGAAGAUGUGAAUGCUGCAAAUCCCAUAUGCAAAAGUGUUGCAUGCAUAGAAUUGAGUGAUGUCAAAUCUUCAUCUGCGUCAGAGGACGGAAGCUUGCCAUCCCAAGUUGAGUUCUCUCAAAAGCCAGCAGCAUUUGUCUUGCAAUCUGGGGAGACCCAAUCAAGUGGCAUAAAUGAUGCUGCUUCUGUAAGGGAGGUUGGAAUUUGCUCCUCUGAAACUACAAUUGUCUUGGGUGGCAAAGAUGGGGCUUUGACAUUGUCUCCAGUUUCAAACCUGCCAAAUGAAAAACUUGAAAACCCAUCUGCCGAAAUAAAUGCUGCAAAAGCAGUACAAGAUAAAACAAAUGUCCUUGUGAUUCUUGAAUCAACAUGUAAAGAUGCUUCUGCACUGUUGGGUGAUAUGACAGUUAAUAACAUACCAAAAGAAUCUCCACAUCUCAAAUCGUCUAAUGUUGUCCCUGAAGCAAUAGUGGAAGGCAAAGUGAGUGAGUAUGAAGAUCUAUCAAUUUCUGGGCCUGUUAAAAAAUUGACAGAUUCAGAAAAGCCUAUUGAAAGUAAGUCUCUGGUGGAGGAAAGAGGAGAGAUCAAUUCUGAUCUUGUUACUGAAGGGGUCUCAAAUGUUUCUUGUACAGGUGCUUCUAGUGUGAAGAUGGGUAAAAAUUUGGAGUCAAAUGAUUCUGAUGGUUCUCAACUGACAGAGAACAACGCAAACAAUGCAAAAUGUGAUAUUGAAGAGCCUCUUCAAUCUGCUGAAACUUCAGCAGCAGGUCUCCAGUUGGCUGAAUCUUCAUGUCCAGCUGGUCUAAUUGCAGUGGAAACACCACUUUCUGAAGUGCUAGUGGGAUCCACUGAAACUUGUAACAGAAAUGAUGCUGAAAAUGCCUCUGUGGUGAUACAGCCAAACAUGCAAGUGGUUUUGGAGGACCAAAAUAAGACCGGUAACAAGAAUAGUGAGGUGGAGGAGACUGUAAUCUCAGAUGUUGGCGUUGUUUCUGGAUCCAAUCUCUCUGAGUCAGUUCUUGUUUCAUUUCAUAAGAAUAGGUCUGCUCCUGGGGUUACUGAAUGUGCAUCCAAGGAACCAGAAAAAAACCUUGCUGUUGAUGAAGUGGUAGUAACUAGGUUAGUGGCUGACAUUUGUACAGUUCCAAAGAACUCUGAGAAAACUGAAGUCUGCACAGUACUUGGCCAGAAUAAAGUACCAGAUCCACCCAUGACUGCCUCAACUGCAUCUACUGGUGUCCAACUUCCUCAAUCAUGUGAGCAAAUUCCAAUUUCUUCUAUUGCCCAUGGUGUACCAGAGGAUUCUGUAGCUUCCAUGAUCUCAGAGAAAGCAGAUGACAAUAAGAAACAUGAAGGUGCUGCUGCACUUAUUGAGGGAAAGAAUCCAGAUGAACAUGAUCUUGCCUCCGUUUUUACUGUCCAGGUUCCUCAGCAAAUGGAACAGGUCCCAAAUCCAUGUAAUAUGGCAAGCUUUGAUUCUGGGAAUCCACCGGAAAGCAGUGAUUUGAAGAAACAUGACAGUGUUACCACACUAGGUAAGGUUGAAGCAGAUGAUAUACCAAACACUUCAUUGGUCAGUGAACAUUGUCAGGGCAGAAUUUCAGAUGAUAAUCCUUCUGCAUCUUCAACAGUUCAGGUUUCUUUGGCUGAUGAGCAGGUCCCCUGCUCUUUCACUCCUGGUGAAAACACUGGUUCUGGGGAAACGGAUAAUUUGAAGAAACAUGACAGUACUACUGGACUUGGUCAAAUUAAAACAGAUGAUCUGCCAAAUGUUGCCCAAUCUCCGACUGUUAAGAUUCCUCAGCCAGAUGAGCUUGUCCCUGAUCCCAGUAUUAAUGGUUCAAGUGCUAUUGCUGGUGAAAUUGAUGCUUUGAAGAAACAUGACAAUUCCACUGGAAUGAGUCAAGGCAAAAUCUCAGACGAAAAUAAUCUUCCUCCAGCUUUUACUGUUGAGGUUAUUGAGGCAGAUAAGCAGGUCCCCAGUCUUAACGUUCAUGGUGCAAAUGCUGAUGCUGGGAAUCGAGAGGAAACUGAUAAUUUGAAGAAACAUGACACUGCAACAGGGAUGAGCCAGGUUGAAGCAAAUAGUUUACCGAGCACAGACUUGGCUACUGGUUUCAGUCAGGGAAAAUCUCCAGAUCCUGUUCCAUCUUUAACGACCCAGAUUAUCUAUCCUGAUGAGCAGGUUCCUCCUUCAAGUACUUAUGUGGCAAGUGUUGAUGUUGGUGCUUCCAUGAAUCCAGGGGAUACUGUGGACUUAAAGAAACAUGACAGCUCUACCACACUUGGUCAAAAUGAAGCAAUUGAUCUGCCAAAUACUGCCUUCACUCUAUCCACAUCUGGUCAGAUUUCUCAAUUAGAAGAGCAGGUUCCCUGUCCUUUGAGCACCCAUGUUGCAACUUCAGAUGCUGUAGUUUCCAUGAAUUCAGAGAAUCUAGAAAUUGGAGAUCACUCAGAAGAACCCAUCAAUAAUAGCAUUCCUAGUAAGAAUGAAGUGACAAAAGAUGAGCAGAACACCUGUCCUUCAAUGUCUCAUGAUACUGGUCCUAGUAAUGUACUUCUCAUUGAUUCAGAGAGUCCAGACAAAAGAGAUCAUUUUGAGAAGCCUAAUGUAACUUGCGUACCUGGUCAGAGUGAAUCAUCAGAUCUACCUGAUACUGCAAAUGCUACUUCCUUAUCUGCCCAGGAUCCUCAACCAGAUCAGAAGAUUCUCAGAGUUGGGACCUGUAUUGCUGAUGCUGAAGGUUCAGUGACUUCAGAGCAAGCACAUGGUUCUACUGGAGUAGGUAGCUCUAUAGGCCAGUGUGGGUACACAGUUCCAUAUUGUGCAGAUGAUGUUGCCUUGCAUGCGGUUUCAGCUGAUAACAAGUUGGAUGACAAUGCUCUUCAUUCUACUAAAGUCAAUAAUGAAGUUAUUCAAGAUCUUGCAAACCCCACUGUUGCUGGUCAAGGUGAAGAUAUUCUUGAUGUGGCAUUACCUGACCAUAAUACUAAUGCAAAUACCAAUAACUUUCAUGGGCAUACUUCGGGACUUACUGAUAGAACUGAAGUCUGUUCUGAAAAAGCUGAUGGCACUGGAGAUCAUCCUGGCAUUGUGCCAACUAGAUUUGCUUCUGCACAGUGUAAUGAUAUUGAUGACCGGAAUUUGGAAACCCCAUGUGCUACACGUGAAGAUGAGACUCAUGUUUCAGUGGAUGUGAAUCCUGAUGCCAUAGUUGGAAGUGCUAAGGACACUAACAAAGUAUAUUCCUUGGAAACACAAGCAUCUGCUGAUCAAGAUCCUCCAGAUCUUAGCAAGCAUCAUGAAGCUGUGGAUGUGCAGAACAACUCCGUAGCUGAGGAUGGCCAAAUUGGUCAUUCACAGACCAGUGGUUUAGAGGAAGAAAAAGAAUCAACUGUCAGUAAAACAGAUGAGUGUGACCCAAUGAAUGUAGACAACUUAGCUGUAGUUCAGGAAAAUGAAACACCAGCCGUUUCUAAGGCUGAGAAUGAAGAUCUGCUGGAUGCUUCUCUCAAUAGUGUAGUGAAUGAAAAAGAAGCUCCGGUGUUACAUCUGGAGUCCUCAUCUUCUUUGCCAGGACUGGAAGAUGACAAGAUGGCUAAUAUGUCUGAAAAGAUUGAUAUGAUGGAUGCUUCCCAAAUUACUGGAAUUGAAGAAAAAGAAGCACAAGCUGUUUCUAAAGAUGACAAAGAAGAUAAGAUGGAUGCUUCUCUCACUAGUGGAGUGGAUGAAAAAGAAGCUCCAGCAUCAGACAUGGAGUCCAAAUUUCCAGGAGUGGAAGAUGAGAAGAUGGAUGGCAUGUGUGAGAAGGCUGAUCCAAUUCCAAUGGAUACUUGCUCGAUUAUUGGAAUUAAGGAACAAGAAGCACCAGAUAUUUCUAAAGAUGACAAUAGUGACCAGAUAAGUAGAAUGAAUGGAAAUGAAGCAGCGGUGGUUUCUAAAGAUGACGAGGGAGAUAAGUUGGAUUCUUCUUUGGAUAGUAGAAUGGAUGUAAAAGCACUAGAUGUUUCUAAAGAUGACAAGAAUGAUCAGAUGGACGCUUUUCUGGAUGGUGCAAUGGAUGAAAAAGGACGGGCUUCAAACACGGAUCCAUCCUUAUCUCCUUUACCAUCCAUUGAAGACGAGAAGAUUGAUGGCACGUCUGAGAAUGUUAAAAUCGAAAGUUCAGGAGUCUUGGCAGGGUCUGAAUAGAACCAGGCAGAGGGGAAUAUCUGAAGCAUGCUGUGUAAAUGACAUGGUCGACCCAUUUUAGUUUUUUCUUCAGAUGGGUCAGGUGAAGCUCGGUGUCAAUAUUUCUAGUUGAACCUCCUAUUUUCUGCAAGCAGGAAAGCGAAUUCAUCCUUCCAGUUUCAUAUACGAUACUUAAACUUGUAUAUAAUUUACAUAAUUUUUGGGUAUCAAUCAGAAUCUCUCUAUAUAACGUGAGUUUGUGCAA